GCAUUGCAACAAGAGUCAAGAAAGAAUGCGUAUAUCUGGGGGAGAGUGUCUGAGAAAGAAAAAGGAAAGAAAAAGCGUAGCGUGGAAGAUUCGGCGUUGAAGUAGAACAAGAAGAUGAGUGUUGUUACUUAUCCUAUAAAUAUCACAACCAUAACAACCAGUAGUUAGUUAGUUACUAGAGAGAGAAAGAAGAGAAAGAAACUCAGUGGACUGAAGAAGAAGAAGAAGAAGAAGAAGAAGAAGAAGAAGAAGAACAUGAGCAACGAAAACGAAAAAGCUCCUGCACCUUCUCCUUCCUUUGUGUUAACCAAAGGUGUCAAUGGUCUCGAUAAGGUUCUCCUCCGCGAGUCUCGUGGUUCCUCCGCCGAGGUGUACCUGUACGGCGGUCAGGUGACUUCUUGGAAGAACGACCAUGGCGAGGAAUUGCUUUUUCUCAGUAGCAAGGCUAUGUUUAAGCCUCCAAAGGCAAUUCGUGGAGGGAUUCCGAUAUGCUUCCCACAAUUUGGAAGCCUUGGCACCCUUGACUCACAUGGAUUUGCUAGAAAUCGGUUCUGGACCAUUGACAAUGACCCUUCACCUUUUUCAACCAAUACUUUGAACAAAGCCUUUGUUGAUUUGAUUCUCAAGCCCUCUGAAGAAGACAUGAAGAUUUGGCCUCACAGUUUUGAAUACCGUCUUCGGGUAGCUUUGGGACCUGGAGGAGAUCUGAUGUUGACAUCUCGGGUUCGGAACACAAGCAGUGAUGGGAAGCCAUUUUCAUUCACUGUUGCUCAUCAUACAUAUUUCUCUGUAUCAGACAUAAGUGAAGUUCGGGUAGAGGGAUUAGAAACCCUGGAUUAUCUUGACUUCUUGCAGAACAAGGAGCGCUUUACUGAACAGGGGGAUGCUUUAACAUUUGAAUCAGAAGUUGACAAGAUAUAUGUUAGCACUCCCACAAAGAUUGCAAUUAUUGAUCAUGAAAAGAAGAGAACAUUUGUUUUGCUUAAAGAUGGCCUUCCUGAUGCUGUGGUGUGGAACCCUUGGGACAAGAAAGCAAAGGCUCUGGCCGAUUUUGGUGAUGAUGAGUAUAAGCAUAUGCUUUGUGUAGAGGCUGCUGCUAUUGAAAAACCUAUCACUUUGAAACCUGGAGAAGAAUGGAAAGGAAGACUAGAGCUUUCUGCCGUUCCCUCUAGUUAUUGUAGUGGGCAGCUUGAUCCCCGGAAAGUUCUUCAGGGCAGCAGGUGAAAAAUCAUUGUUGUGUUCUGGGUCCUGUACAGGUAGCCUGUUGCAAGAUUUGUGGAUUAUGAAAGGAAAGUGUCUCUGUAAUUUUGCCUCUUCAUGUUCCAUUUAAGUCUGUUGUAAGGAUGAACUCGUGUUAGAUAGAAUUUUAUUGAACUUCCCCCCCUGUAAUAGAAGACUAGUGUUCUCACUGCUAUAUGCUCCAAAGAGUGUUGUCCAUAGUUGUUGCCAUGGAAGAUCGAAAUUACAGCCUACAAUUCAACAGAUUUUCACGUUGAGUUGAAUGGUCCAGACUCAGGGAUUCCUUUGGAAUCCACGUAGAUUUUUGGGUUGUUAAAUCCCUAUAAAUUGUUUGUUACUAAAUGUUAUUGGCAAAUGAAUACAUUCUUGAAGAAUAUUUUACAAUCUAAAGGAAUGUAACAGAAUGGUUGACAGGUCA
Messenger RNA from Lotus japonicus, 1657 nucleotides. RefSeq names its product putative glucose-6-phosphate 1-epimerase. Gene Ontology annotation, biological process: carbohydrate metabolic process. NCBI's taxonomy places the organism in Eukaryota, Viridiplantae, Streptophyta, Magnoliopsida, Fabales, Fabaceae. The transcript has 9 exons. The record is from RefSeq and is a predicted model, not a curated record. Gene Ontology annotation, molecular function: carbohydrate binding; isomerase activity. The coding region runs from base 256 to 1224 and encodes 322 amino acids.